UGAAAACAGAUUUUCUCAUUGCAUUUUGAUACUAUACUGGUAUUUUAAUACGAUGCAGUAAGGGGUGUCGUAUUGCUUGUUAAAAGUUAAGCAUUAAGAAUAAUAAAUAUUUAAAAUAUUAACAAUCAAAUAUUAUACAAAACUGUUUGUUACUGAUGUUUUUAAAGUAUUAUAGAAAAAUGUUGAUGGAUCAUAAUGAAUCGAAACUUCAAAUUUAUUUGUAAAAUGGUCGUAAUAAUUUUUCGUUCUUUUGUGUACGAUUUUUGAGUCAAGUGUAUGAUUUUGAAUCAAACAACUGUCAACGCGAUAACAUGUAAUAAGGCUUGCUUCAUUUAAUUAUAAUAUUUUAAGCAUGUUUAAAUAGGAUGAUAGUACAUAGUAUUUUGUCCAAAUAUGCACGCAAAAUUUUUUAAGGAAGAGAGUGCAUGAAACUUUCUCAAAGAAGAUCCAGAAAAAAUGCGACACUGGCUGAACUUGUUCAUAGGCAGAUGUACUCUAAUUUUUGCAAAAAUGACAUAUACAAAAUUAAACAAAAAUGCAAAAAGAAUAUUCACAAUCAAAUGUCCAACCAAAGAAAAGACAGAAUGAACUUUUAUACAGAUAUGGAUAUUUUCUAUCAAUGCUUUUAUGUAUGAUUCUUGCUUCUAUUAAACCACAAUUUGGUAAAACAAAUGGUGUUCUGAAUGGUAAUAUUAUUAUUCGAUAUUUUGCUGUUCCUUUGACAUACCUAGAAGCAGGUUUAUUAUGUAAUCCAAAAACACUUUAUUUAACAUUAUUUAAUGGCUCUCUCUUAGUAUUUACAAUGGCUUUUAUAUAUAUUUUAAUGCCUUUUCUGAUGAGACUUGGAGUAUGUUUGUUGACUUAUGCCAAUGUCAAUGUAUGGUUAUUGAAAGGAAUGGAAGUACUUUACUGUAUGCCACCUCCAUUUAAUACAAGUUUUGUUUUGUGUCGAUUGGCACAAGCAGAUUUAUCAACAAGCAUUGUAAUUACUUUAGUAUCUCAUUUUGGAGGAUUAUUUAUAUCUCCCAUAUUAUUAUACUUUGUGUUAGGCGCAUCUACACCUCCUCUAGUUGGGGUAAAUGUAAAAGAAACUAUUUAUAGUACAAUUAUACCAUUAAUUAUUGGUGUUAUGAUUCAAAUUGUUCUCUUGAAGUAUGAUAUUUGUGCCAAAAUUAAAUCACCUUGGUUUUCUCAAGGACUAUUAUUAGCUACAGCAUAUCAUUGGUUUUGUGAUGCUGUAUUGGUGGAUGCAUCAUCUUUACAAGCUACUGAUGUGCUAUUAUGCAUAUUAAUUGCUUGCGUGGGGCAACUAUUUGUUAGCUGUUUGUGUUGGAUUUUGUGCUCUCAGUGGUUACCUCGGAAUAUCUUGUUAGCUGCACUUUUUACAAGUACUCACAAGUCGGUUGGUCUUGGAAGCUGGGUUUUGCGUGGUGCUUACCAUGGGUCAGCUCAUGGUCCUGCAGUGAAUUUACCAUUGUCUGUAUUACCAGUUGCACAAUUACUAUUAGUAUAUAUUGAAACAACUAGUGUAAAAUUAUGCACGAAUAAGUUUUUUUCAAUUCUAAUCAACUUAGUUUCAUUGACAUUUGAUAAAAGGAAAUCAUGACAAUUAUACAUUACACUGUACAUCAUUACAGGAACAAUUUUAAAUAGUACAUUAAGUGAAAGUAAAAAAGAAAAACCAAUUACGCUACUUAGAAGCGUUAUACGCUAUAUCUUAUAUGAUAAUUAUA
Molecule: messenger RNA, 1733 nt
Organism: Frieseomelitta varia
Lineage: Eukaryota; Metazoa; Arthropoda; Insecta; Hymenoptera; Apidae
Product: sodium/bile acid cotransporter 7-B-like
Exons: 8
Coding region: 536-1606 (356 amino acids)
Cellular component (GO): plasma membrane
Source: RefSeq, a predicted model, not a curated record